Owenia fusiformis is the source of this 1052-nucleotide messenger RNA. NCBI's taxonomy places the organism in Eukaryota, Metazoa, Annelida, Polychaeta, Sabellida, Oweniidae. The record is from the annotation of a GenBank genome assembly.
AAAAUUGAAAUUUCAAAAUUGAGUUUGAGACUACAUUUCAGCCAUUUUGGGUCAUUGAGUGCAACAUAUUUUGCAAGAGCAAAGUUUGAUUUUGGGUCGAAAAGAACUGAACAUAUCUCUUUCAGGAUGUCAGAAACAAAGGUUUACACACUUGAGGAAGUAAAGAAACAUAAUAACGGUAAAUCAUCGUGGAUAAUCCUGCAUGACAAAGUUUACGAUGUUACUAGAUUCCUUGAAGAGCACCCAGGUGGUGAAGAAGUCUUAUUAGAACAAUCAGGUACAUAUGCCACAGAAUCAUUUGAAGAUGUAGGCCAUUCAACAGAUGCCAGAGAACUAUUGGGCGACUACCUUAUAGGAGAUAUAGCUGAGGCUGAUAAAGAAAAACCUUCAACAAAGGCCCCCACAGUUUAUUCUACAGAUACUGAGAAAAAUUCAUGGUCCAGUUGGCUUAUUCCACUAGCAAUCGCCAUAGCAGCAGCACUAGUAUACCGUUAUGUAUCAGCGCCAGUUGCCACUUAGAUCAAGCAAUCACAAUACAGGAGACAAUUCCAGAAAUUAAAUGUGGACCGUGAAAUAUUGAAAAGUGUUUUCAUUUGAGAAAGAAUUAAAGAUGGAUUAGAAUUAAAGACGGAUUAAAGAACCUUUGGUCAGAUUGAAGAAUUGGGCUUCAAGUGAAAAUGAAUAAAUAAUGAUAAUAUAUAAAUAUGAUAAUACUAAUAUAUGAUGAUAUAUUAAUGUGAUAAUGCUAAUAUAUGACAAUAUAUUAUUCAAUAACGAUUAGUAAGGAGCUAUCUAUAAUUGGGUCAUUCAACAAUUAUUGUAGACUGCUUCUAGACAUCUAGGAGUUGUCUUAGGUGUUAUGUCUGAGAUUACGAAAUGUUCAGGGUAUAGAGAGAAUGAGUGGGAUAGGGUCAUGUGAUCAAGAGUUUCGUCUUCCCAGUGUAUGAUGGGAUGUCUUGUCAUAUCUUAAAAAUAGAUGUACAGUAAUACCUGUCUAUAAUGAACAACUUGGACCAUGUAAACAGUCCAAAAUACAAAAACUUAAUUCAGAU